CUGGAAUCGACGCGGAGGAAGUAGCGCAGCGCCGCUCUCACCGCUGGGCUGGGCGGCCCCUCGGAGCUGCGGCGUCCGCCACCGUAAAGCUCGAUGCGCGCCUGCUUCGCCAACCCACCGCUAGACAUCGCAAACUGUCAAACGAGACAUUUAAUCGUGCCUGUCAUUUUAUUUCGAGGCUCAGAAUCGCUUAGCCUGUUGCAUGAUGCUGCAGCUGAACGACACGGUGGAGCCCGCGAGCCCCGGAGCCGCGGUGCUGGAUACGGCGGCGAGCGAUGACGGGGUGGAGGUCGCCUUUACUCCGCCCGGAGCCGGGCCCGGCCGGGGCUACGGCUCCUCGGUAGCCUGCUGCUCCCCGCUGCAAACACUGACGCCUUUUCAUAUCCACAACCCGACAAUGCAAGCGAAAGUCAAAGACUAUUUCGUCUUUAGACCAGGGACCAUCGAGCAGGCGGUGAACGACAUCCGAACCGUGGCCCUGCCUUCGGAGGACGGCGAGGUGCUGAGCGUGUGGCUGCUGGCAGAAAUAGACCACUGGAAUAAUGAGAAAGAGAGGCUGGUACUUAUCACCGACAGGUCCCUUCUUGUCUGCAAGUACGACUUCAUCAACCUGCAGUGCCAGCAGGUAGUGAGGAUCUCCCUGAACGCAGUGGACACCAUCUCCGUGGGCGAGUUCGAAUUCCCCCCCAAGUCACUUAACAAGAGGGAUGGCUAUGGAAUCCGGGUGCAGUGGGACAAACAGCCUCGGGUGUCAUUCUUCAAUCGCUGGAACCCGUGGUCCACCAACAUGCCCUACAUCACCUUCUCUGAGCACCCCAUGGCCCACGCGGACGAGAAGGUGGUCUCGCUCUGCCAGCUGGAGAGCUUCAAGCUGCAGCUGAUCCAGGCGGUGAAGAAGGCCCACAAGGAGAACCCGCUCCCUGGGCGCGCCAACGGGGUGCUCAUCCUGGAGCGGCCCCUGCUCAUCGAGACCUACCUGGGCCUCAUGUCUUUCAUCAACAACGAGGCCAAGCUGGGAUACUCCAUGUCACGGGGGCGGAUCGGCUUCUGAGUGCCACACCUGUCGCCAUGGACGCUGGCUGGUCGUCACGGCGACACGUGCCACGCAUGUCCGUGAGCUGUGUGUAUUAGUGGGGGGGGGGGAGUGCGGGGGCUCUCUUCGCCUCACUCCCCCACUGUCCCAUCUUUGCUGCUGCCAUUGUCACUAGGGGCCCCCUACCCACUAUGUGAGCCAGCGACUCGUGGCCGAUGGUCGGCACCACGCUUUGUCCCAUUAGCGCCCCCCUGUUGUAACCACAUGCUUCUGUUCACAACGUCCUGCUGUUUUGUUUCAGAUGUGCAGACGCUUGUAGCAACGCGGGCGUGCCCGUAGUCAGACAGCACCACGGCUCCAACGGACAACCCGCUUACCAGUGGGCCCUGUAGCCGCCUUCAUUAUAGCACCUCCCCCGGGCUGCCCAGAGAGCAUAGAGCCCCCUCAUGACAGCUAGGGAGGCUGCUCUGCAGCUUAGUCGUGCCGUAAUGGAAUCGGAUGUGAGGAAGUCACCCCGCCCCCCCCCCCCCCCAGCCCCAAAAACGCACCAAUUGCCGACUCAUUUCUGUCCAGUCAGCUCUGAUUAAAAUUUAAUGAAAUAUUAACAAAGACAAGAAUAUCAAACGUGAGAUAAGUGUUACAUCGUAGGAAUCGCUGCUGCAUUUCUGCCGAUUUGACAUGACGAGGUUAAGGUUUUAAUGUUAUGACGACGGUCGAAAUCAGUGAAAAUUGUUCACAGGUUUUGGGAUGUUGGUCCAUUUUUGGUGGUCUUUGCGAUUUCACAUUUUGGCUACUAAUUUUAGUGUUUCGGAGUGUUUUUUCAGUGAAUCUUUACAAACAUACUGUGUUAACAGCCACAGAUGGUAGGAGUAGCACAUGUUUAACUUGUAACCGUUUUUGCAGAAUAGUUACUGAGGCAUAAACUUCUAACUCAUCUAAGGUACGACUCCUUUUUAUGGAUGGACUGGGAAAUACGGACAAUUCGAGCCGGAUUAGUUUUUCCAGCUUCACCGUCCUCACAAGGUGCAUCCGUUUGAGGACAGCUGGGGUUACUCACCGCCCACUUGGAAUCGUUCCUGACUUUGCUUCAACUUCAAGUGCUGUCUGUAUUACUGAAUGUAACCUGCAUGGUUUUUGCACGACAAGUAUGCAUGUGACGGUCUGACGUUUACAUUCCACAUGUCCUGAUUAAAUGUCUUUAGUGUUAAAGGCAAAUUCUGUACAUAUUGCCAAAGAUAUACAAAGAUAAAAACGUUUAUGUAGUGGCAAUGGCUUGCAGAGACUCAAAGCACAGUGUUGAUUUCAGUAAAUUUACAAAUGGAUUAUCUUUUGAUAUGCACCAAUGCAGAUGUCUCGGGGUACUGAAGUGGGUUCAUGUCAGUCAUAAGUGCCCUUUUAAUUUGGGGUAAUAAUGGAUUUCCUGAAAAGAUGAAAACUCGGGUGCAGGGAUUGACACGGGUGAUAAAAUUCUGGAUUCUUGCGCUGAAAUGACCGGAUUACGUUUUUCUACUUCAUUGCCAACCAUUUUCUGCCUAAAAGAUGUUUUUUCAGGAGGUGGACAAAAUAACGGAAACCGCCAAUACUUAGACGGCUUAACAGUUGUCCUUGCAGUGCCUCCUCCCCUGUCACUCACCGAUUCAAAUCAUAUCAUUGACUAAUGAUAAGGUCGACCCCUUUCCGUGAAUUUUGUCCCGGAGUAUUAUGUACGUCUUUAAGAAUGCCUCCUAUCCACUGACCGACGGAGGAGGUGGAAGCUUUCAGGGUGAACUUUGCACUUUGAACUUUGAGCGUGUGAAGCCACCCUACAGCUGCAUGCAUUGGAGCAUCAUAAAAGAACCUCGUUUGCACCGUGGGUUGUACCUGAUCCUGUAAAAUAGCUUUUCAUUGGUUACUGUACAACUAGCCAGUUCCCAGCAGCGUGACCCCAUGACUUCCACAAGAUGGCUGCCUGCACUCUUACAGAUCCCCCGACACAUGGCAUACCGGCAUCAUGCCACCAAGUCCUCCAUCUGUUCUGUACAGUGAACGCCACUAAUCUUCACUAAUCUUUCUUGUUCACUGUUCAUUGCCUCCUGUUAUCUUGGAAGCACGUAUCCGAGUGCGGAUCGCCACACCACUCUAAUAGCUGUUGGCCACGGAUAUCGGAAAUCCAACAGAAGACCUAUUUGACAGCCCUAGCGAUUGCGAUUUGUUUACUUUAAAUAUUUUCUCUUGUAGUGUUUGCUUUGUUUUGCCACGCCCCCGUACAUCAUCUGAGAUCACAAUCUGAAAUUUUAAAAAUAGCCAACAUUUCUAACUGAGACUUGAGCCAAAGUUUAUUGAAAGGUACCGAUCAGUUUUUUAUUUUCAGCUCAAUAAUUUGGUUUGUCCUGGUUAUCUUGGAGAAGUGCCACUUUUGUGAAAUGCUUGAUGAUGUAUGUAUGCAGAAGCUUCUAGAAACAAGGCACUUCUUCGUACAACACUUGUAUAUCAAUGAUUGCUAAUGAUGAUUAAUCACAAUUGCUUUGACUUCCACAGUUCAGCCUGACAAACAGAAAUGUAUAAAACUUUGGAUUUGCUUUGC
This is a messenger RNA of Brienomyrus brachyistius, 3596 nucleotides long. RefSeq names its product tumor protein p63 regulated 1-like (gene tprg1l). Gene Ontology annotation, cellular component: cytoplasm. The transcript is spliced from 6 exons. NCBI's taxonomy places the organism in Eukaryota, Metazoa, Chordata, Actinopteri, Osteoglossiformes, Mormyridae. The coding region runs from base 203 to 1051 and encodes 282 amino acids. The record is from RefSeq and is a predicted model, not a curated record.